Candidozyma duobushaemuli is the source of this 1857-nucleotide messenger RNA. It is a transcript of the gene RFA1, whose product is annotated as replication factor A subunit protein. Gene Ontology annotation, molecular function: DNA binding. The transcript has a single exon. The record is from RefSeq and is a predicted model, not a curated record. Gene Ontology annotation, cellular component: nucleus. Lineage: Eukaryota; Fungi; Ascomycota; Pichiomycetes; Serinales; Metschnikowiaceae. Bases 1 to 1857 code for a protein of 618 amino acids. Gene Ontology annotation, biological process: DNA recombination; DNA replication; DNA repair.
AUGUCUGAAACAUACGGAGUACAGCCCGGCUCGUUGAAAGAGGCUCUUAGCAGUUCAACUUGCCACUUGUGGGAAGGGAAAGGUCUUCGCCUUCAGGUGACCAAUUCGAAAGUGAUUAAUGAACAGUCCGCCACCGAGAGGAGAUACAGGUGUGUUAUUAGUGAUGGCAAAUACUCGAUCCAGGGAUUGAUCGACGCGAGAUGUAACGCGUACUUGGAGGCUAACGGGUUUGCCAGGUACUCUAUUAUCACAGUUAAGCAGUAUACUGUUGCCAGAACUUUGAAGAGAAUCGUGCUCAUCUCCGAUCUUCUGGUUGAUGUGCCAAGGACCGAGAGGAUCUCGUCCGAUUUGACCUCUCUUGACACUUACUUUGACCAACACCCAGAUGAGGAUACUGCCACGAGCGUUACUGGAAACCAAGGCAACCUGCUGAGCAACAGCCCUCAACCCCAGCCCCCUCAGCAACAACAACAGCAGCAGCAGCCUCAGAAGCCAAACCAGCAGACGCGUGGCCGUGGUCCUGAGAGACCUGUCAACCCUAUUGAGUCCUUGUCGCCUUACCAAAACAACUGGACCAUUAAAGGUAGAAUCUCCUACAAGGGUGAGAUCAGAACGUGGUCCAACAGCAGAGGUGAGGGUAAGUUGUUUAACGUGAACUUCUUGGACGAGUCUGAUGAAAUCAGAGCGACCGCGUUUAACGACAUGGCCGACAAAUUUUACAAUUUACUUGAGGAAGGAAAAGUUUACUACGUCACCAAAGCGCGUAUUCAACAAGCCAAACCAAAGUUUUCUCACCUCAGCCAUCCUUACGAAUUGUCCUUGGAUAAAGACACGGAGAUUACAGAGUGUUUCGACACUUCUGAUGUCCCCAAAAUCAACUUCAACUUCACCAAAUUGAAUGACAUUCAAAAUUCGGAGAAGGACGCUAUCCUUGACGUCGUGGGUGUGAUUAAGAACGUGAACGAUGUAUUCCAAAUCACUGCCAAGUCUACCGGUAAGCCAUUCAACAGAAGAAACAUCACUCUUGUUGAUGACUCUAACUUUGCUAUCGAUGUCGGCUUGUGGAACGCAACCGCGGUAGACUUCUCCAUUCCCGCAGGCUCAGUCGUGGCUAUCAAGGGAGUUAAGGUUCAAGAUUUCGGUGGAAGAUCUUUGAGUUUGACUCAAGCUGGCAGUAUCAUGGGCAACCCUGAUAUCCCUGAGGCGUAUCAGUUGAAAGGCUGGUAUGACAACAAAGGAAUUAAUGAAAACUUUCAAAGUAUGAAGACGGAGUCCGCUGGUGCUGACCCAUUGGCCAACAGGAAGACAAUUCAGGAGGCUGAACAAGCCGAGUUGGGUACCGGUGAGAAGCCAGACUAUUUCUCUAUCAAGGGAACUAUCAACUACUUUAAGACAGACAACUUUUGCUACCCCGCGUGCAAUAAUGAAGUCAAUGUCUCGUCUAGAGGCCCCACACCUUGCAACCGUAAGGUCAUCCAAGAAAGUGAUGGCUCUUGGAGAUGCGAGAGAUGUAAUCUCACGUACGCUGAGCCUCAUUACAGGUACAUCUUGAACUGCUCCCUCAUGGAUCACACUGGUCAAAUUUGGGCGACUCUUUUUGAUAACGAAGCAAAGACUUUAUUCCAAGUGAGUGCCAGCGAGUUAUUGCAGAUGAAGGAGUUGGAAAACAGUGAUGUCCAUGAUUUCUCCAAAUUGGUUUACUCAAUCACGAUGAGGGAGUUUAACUUCAGGUUGAGAGCCAAACAGGAGAGCUUCAAUGGUAAUAUGAGAGUGAGAUAUAACGUGGUGCAAAUUAAUGAGAUUGACUUCAAUGCUGAGGGUCUUCACUUAGCCAAACAAUUGGAGUCGGUGCUUUAA